Pelodiscus sinensis (Chinese soft-shelled turtle) is the source of this 1286-nucleotide messenger RNA. Its product is annotated as adrenodoxin. Gene Ontology annotation, cellular component: mitochondrion. Gene Ontology annotation, biological process: P450-containing electron transport chain. Gene Ontology annotation, molecular function: 2 iron, 2 sulfur cluster binding; electron transfer activity. Lineage: Eukaryota; Metazoa; Chordata; Testudines; Trionychidae. The record is from RefSeq and is a predicted model, not a curated record.
AUGGACUUGACUCUCCCUUAUAAUGAAGCUAGCCAGCCCUGCAACAAAAAAGAACGAGGAAACCUAAAGCAAGACUUCACCAACAUGAUGGCCCGGUGUGCCCCACGACUUAUCCGCCCCUUGCUAAAUGGACUUAAUUUGGGCAAAGUUCAAUCCUUUCAGUCCCUCGGAGUAGCUGAGAACAGUCAGGCAUCUGCCAGCCUGCAGCCAGAGAGAAGCUUCAGCACCACACACAGGCUCCAUGAUGUCCCAAAGGACACAGGCUCUGCGGACAGAGUGACGGUGCAUUUUAUAAACCGGGACGGAGAGACACUCACAACCACAGCCAAAGAAGGGGAGAGUUUGCUGGAAGUGGUGGUUAAUCAAAACCUGAGCAUUGAUGGCUUUGGUGCCUGUGAAGGGACAUUGGCUUGCUCUACGUGUCACCUCAUCUUUGAGGAGAACGUCUUCCAAAAGCUGGAUGCCAUCACAGACGAGGAGAUGGACAUGCUGGAUUUGGCAUAUGGGCUCACUGAUACAUCACGCCUCGGCUGCCAGGUGUGUGUUAAGAAGGCGAUGGAUGGUCUGACUGUCCAGGUCCCCAUGGAAGUUGCUGACCUGAGGAAAGGGCUGGAAGUGGGAAAGCAAAGUAAAUAAUAUACAAAUAAUAAUCUUAGUAAGCGGGAUUGGCACCUGCACAAAGCCUUCCCUUUGAUUUAGGCACGUUUUUUAAGUAUGUUAUGUUUUGUUGUUUCCAUUGAGCAUUGUGACCAGUUUGCAUUAGAACAUAUAGGUCCUCCCUAUUCAGGAAAGCUCUUAUCUAAGCAUGUGCUAAACUUGAACGACUUAAGCACAUGUUUAGAAUGCAGAAUCUACUUAAGUCUACUGGUGUUCAACAAAACACUCCAGUGUUUUGCUUAAAAUUAAAUGCUCUGCUAAACUGGGGCCAUAGUAACCACAGGAGGUCUCUCUCUUCUUUGAAGUUAAGGUCAUGCCAUUCACAGUAACUGUUGGGAAUGUUGCUGGAUCUGGCUACUUAAUGGUAGAGAGACUUUCCAUUUUGACACUGAGCCCUAAAAUCAUAACUGCAUGCAUCAGCUUGAUGAAAUAGGCCAAGUUAGCUUGAUAAAUAGCAAUGGAUUGAGAACCUUCAGGAUGCUGCCAUUUUAUACACAAAUGGAAUUAUUUUUUCACAAAUAUGAACUUUUUGCGCCAAAGUGCACAACGUUGUAAUUUCUCCCAAUAUUGGCUCCUUUCCCCAUUACUGUAUCACUUUCUAUCUAAAAAAUAAAAGGCUAAUCACUGGG